Molecule: messenger RNA, 864 nt
Organism: Symbiodinium sp. CCMP2456
Lineage: Eukaryota; Dinophyceae; Suessiales; Symbiodiniaceae
Source: the annotation of a GenBank genome assembly
AUGGGUGAUGUCGAGUACGGCAAGAUCUACGACUUCUACCUGCCCCCGGCUUUCCUGCGCCUGUAUGAUGGGCCCGCUGUGAACGUGGAGGACAUGUGGCGCAUCUUGGGAAAAGGCACCAGCAACGGUGGUCUCGUGGUUGGAACCAUCAUCAAGCCCAAGCUCGGCCUGCAGCCCAAGCCUUUCGGCGAGGCCUGCUAUGCUUUCUGGCAGGGUGGUGACUUCAUCAAGAACGAUGAGCCGCAGGGCAACCAGGUGUUCUGCCAGAUGAACGAGUGCAUCCCCGAGGUCGUGAAGGCCAUGAGGGCCUGCAUAAAGGAGACCGGUGUUGGCAAGCUGUUCUCGGCCAACAUCACUGCGGAUGAUCCGAACGAGAUGAUCGCCCGCGGCAAGUACUGCCUGUCCCAGUUCGGAGGCACCGCGGUGACCUGCGCCCGCCGCAACUUCCCCAAGCAGUUCUUGCACUACCACCGAGCCGGACACGGAUCCGUGACCAGCCCCCAGACCCAGCGCGGCUACACCGCCUUCGUGCACACGAAGAUCUCCCGAGUUAUCGGUGCGUCCGGCAUCCACACCGGCACGAUGAGCUUCGGCAAGAUGGAGGGUGAUGCCUCCGACAAGAACAUUGCCUUCAUGCUGCAGGACGAUGAGGCCGAUGGCCCCUACUACCACCAGGAGUGGGAGGGCAUGAAGCAGACCACCCCCAUCAUCUCCGGUGGCAUGAACGCGCUCCGCUUGCCGGCCUUCUUCGAGAACCUGGGCCACUCCAACGUGAUCCUGACCGCCGGUGGCGGCUCCUUCGGACACAAGGAUGGACCCAAGCCUGGUGCCAUCUCUUGCCGCCAGGGUGAAGAGGCAUGGAAG